GUGUGGUUUUCUCCUCCUUUAAUAACAGUCGUCUAAGUUGGUCUCAGUAGUUCGGCCAGUCGACUUGAUCAAGGUGAUGCUGAUUUUCACAGUUUGUGUUUUUUGGGUCAUUUUCGGGUCCUUCGGUGUGUCUGCCGAUGGACGUCCAGUGACCUGUUGCCUCAAACUAGGACGCAGCAAACCACCUUUGGACAGAGUGCUGAACUACACAAUACAGACUAAAAGACUGUGUCCCAUAACAGCAGUUGUGAUCCAGACUGUAUAUGGGAAAAGACUCUGUUCUGAUCCUAACAGUGACUGGACAAAGAGAGCCAUGUGGAAGGUGGAUGGAGCAAAGAUGAAGCCCAGAGAACAGGAUGUGGUACCUGCAGAAAGAACAUCAGCAGAGGGGAGAAGAGGAAGGUCAGUUCCAUUAACAGCAAAAGAGUUGCCACUAAACAGCCAAUGGAACAGAGCGACAACAAGGUGGAAAAGCCAAAGACAACCACAAAUGGGUCUCAUAUAAACGUCCCAUAUGAGAUCAGAAAGAGGAAGCGUAAAAUGAAAGAACAAGAAGUGAGAGGACAAAAACUGUAAAAUGUUAUGAUUUUGUUAUGAUUGAUUUUUAUUAUGAUUACUUAUCUUUCAUAAGAUGACUCCAAUGCAUUGAAACGAUAUGUCUG
Messenger RNA from Labeo rohita (rohu), 662 nucleotides. RefSeq names its product C-C motif chemokine 2. The transcript has 3 exons. Gene Ontology annotation, molecular function: chemokine activity; CCR chemokine receptor binding. Gene Ontology annotation, cellular component: extracellular region. Gene Ontology annotation, biological process: cellular response to interleukin-1; inflammatory response; immune response. The record is from RefSeq and is a predicted model, not a curated record. Bases 77 to 505 code for a protein of 142 amino acids. Lineage: Eukaryota; Metazoa; Chordata; Actinopteri; Cypriniformes; Cyprinidae.